UUUAGUUGUUCGUUAUCCUAGAUUGUAUCACCUCCGUUCUCACUUUACCGUGCAUAAUAAAUACUCGAGCAAAUGUCUCCUGGGGCCUUAGGCGUGAACUUGGAGGCCUGGACACUACAAUUAGGUAUUCCAUUUGUUAUUUCCAUUUGUUAUUUUGUUACUGCUGCUAACGUUUUCGGGUACGUUCGUUUCAGCGUUAACAAUUGGAAAUGGAAGGGUGAUGGGUUUGCCGAUGAUAUUAAUCCAAAUUAUCUGGUAAAAGACUUAGAUGCCAUAAAAAACCAGAGUAUUUUAGAAAUUGAAAGGAUUUUCUGCUGCAUGGUAACUGAUGAUCCUCAACUAGAGUGCACAACAAACUGCAGUGAAGAGCACGGCUAUAUCUGUGAAGGAUCUCGAGUGAAUAAACCCUUGAUCGACCUGACUUUUGCUCUCAGUGCUACUUCUCCUUCGUCUAACAACACUUUUGCAUUUAUGAAAAGUACAAUCUGUACCAUUAUCGAACAGUAUGGUAUUAACAGAAUCCACUACAGCAUUUUUGUCUUCGGUUCUGAAGCUUAAAUAAAAUUAGAUCUCGUCAACAUACAAAACAAGGACACCUUAAACUCACACGUCGAUAAACACUUCUGGAACACCACUCUUGGUCGAGGCUCUACAAAAAGUGAA
This is a messenger RNA of Stylophora pistillata, 663 nucleotides long. RefSeq lists its product as uncharacterized. Lineage: Eukaryota; Metazoa; Cnidaria; Anthozoa; Scleractinia; Pocilloporidae. The record is from RefSeq and is a predicted model, not a curated record.